AAUUAACCACCUUUUUGGAGGUUACUUUACCUUUACCUUUACAGUUGAAUGUUGAAAGAGUAAUAAUAUAAUUAGGAUAAGUUUUACUUAAAUAAUCAAUAUGUGGUUAAAUUAUAAAAGUACUUUUUUAAUAAUAGUUUUAAUGUGGUUAAAGUGUGUUAAACCGUGGAGUUAUAACCCCCUUUGUUUAGUGCAAGAAUGUUGUAAUGACGAUUAUAUUAUAAAUGAUAUUAAAGGUUUAUACUCAACAAUAAAAUCUAAAAUUUACGGCCAGCAUUUAGUAGAAGUCGCUAUAGAUGCUAUAUCGAGCCACAUACAUUUUAAACCCCCGAAGCCUCUAACUCUAAGUUUCCACGGAUGGGCAGGUAGCGGUAAGAAUUACGUUUCAUCCUUCAUAGUCGAUCAUCUCUACAAGAGGGGCUUCAAAAGUAACUACAUACAUAAUUUUAUUGGAAGAAUCCAUUUUCCCGAAGACAGCCAUGCCAAGCAAUAUAAAGAUAACCUUUAUUCUUGGUUAAAAGGAAAUCUAACGAGUUGCUCUAGACAAUUGUUUAUUUUCGAUGAAGUACACUUGAUGCCACCUUCAGUUUUAAACGCCGUUAAACCACUGAUCGAUUACCGAACGAACGUCGAUAAAAUCGAUUACACACAAGCCAUAUUUAUAUUUUUAUCGAAUACAGGGGCCACUCUGGUUAACGAGCGCUACAACGAAUUGUGGUCAAAAGGAAUACAAAGGGAAGACAUGAAAUUAUCCCAUUUCGAUUCGUUGAUAUCUAAGGGAGCCUUUAACGAAGAAGGAGGCUUUCAUUUUUCUGAUACGAUACGAGCGAAUCUAAUAGAUCAUUACAUACCGUUUCUACCGAUGCAGGUCAAUCACGUUAUAGACUGCAUUAAAGAUCAAUUUAGAGAAAGAGGAGUCGCUUCUCCACAACAAACCCAUAUUGAUGAAAUUCUGGAAUACAUUGAAUGGGCACCAGCUGAUACAAAGUUAUAUUCAAAAACUGGCUGUAAGAGGAUUAGCUCCUUAGUAGCAGUAGCAGUCGCAAAGCAUUACCGUCACACACAAAAGAGGGAGCUCUGAUAGACAAAUUUGAGAAAUUGCAUAUAACUUCGGCAAAUUCAGCUCGGCACUUAGAAAUCUAGUCGGACGCGCAAACAAGGAAAAAAGAAAGUGAUACUUAUCAUUUGAGCUAUCGGUGCAAUUUGCCCUCAACUGUUAAAUUUACCAACGCGCAUCCUACGAUACAGAAAUCCCAAGUGCCGAGCUGAAUUUGCCAAGGUGUAGUUUUUUUUUAUAAAUGUAUAUUGUUACAAAAACCAUUACUUAGGAAAAGUUUAUUUAUUUUUUAUAUUCAUAUUAAGAUUGACUAUCUUUUUAUAGUUAUUAAAAAUACAGUAAUAUCUAAGCGAUUAAAAACAAAAUUAUUAAUGUUUAAUUGUAC
Molecule: messenger RNA, 1442 nt
Organism: Phyllotreta striolata
Lineage: Eukaryota; Metazoa; Arthropoda; Insecta; Coleoptera; Chrysomelidae
Source: the annotation of a GenBank genome assembly